Physcomitrium patens is the source of this 3378-nucleotide messenger RNA. Its product is annotated as flap endonuclease GEN-like 1. NCBI's taxonomy places the organism in Eukaryota, Viridiplantae, Streptophyta, Bryopsida, Funariales, Funariaceae. Gene Ontology annotation, biological process: pollen development. The record is from RefSeq and is a predicted model, not a curated record. Gene Ontology annotation, molecular function: 5'-flap endonuclease activity; DNA binding.
UGAACGGAUUGUUUCUGUCUAUGUAGUACUUGCUUGCUUCUUGAAUGCGAUCUUCGUGAUCCUGCGUGGCAGCCCCUUUCGCUGGCUCCAGAUGCGUGACGCGACGCCGCAGUCCCUACCCAGUCAGUCAGCUCGGAUGAAUUGAAGGGGCCAUGAGGCUCCUCUCCUGUCUCGAAAGAUCCGUUACAGAGUGCCGUUGCAUGUCUCCGUUCACGUUGCGAUUGAGAGCUCCGUUGUCGUCGAACUAACUGUUCGUCUCUCUCUUCCUUCCUUCCUCGCCAGAGCGUGUGUUGACAGACGCUAUUUUAUUAACCUGUGGUGCGCUCUCUCGCUGACCGCAAUGCUUAUGGGUAUUCGUUGUGUGGAGUUUUGAGGGAACGACUCAGCGACGUCGUUGGUGCAUUUUGUGGGACGGGAAGAGGUUUUCGUUGACAGUUUCUGCACACAGCGGGUGGAUGUAGGAUAUUUCACGAAAUUUUAAAGUGGGUUUUUCAGAAGUACCGUGAUUUAUAUGUGUCGAAGAUUCUCAAGGUCGGCUUAAAUGUGUGGGUUCAAAAAAGAGUAAUGUAGAUUCCUGAUGUAGCCGUGUAAAUGAAAUGGAUCCCAAGGGUUGAGCAUUUUGAAGGAGACUUUGACGAAUAUUGAGUGCACAGAAGAACAGCUGCACUUGAAGUCCAGCUGUAAGAUGUGCGAGAAAAAGUAAUGCACGGAAAUACAUGUGCAGCAGAACCCACAUUGAACAAUGGGAGUGAGGGGAGGAUUUUGGGAUGAGCUCCGGGUUGUUUCAAAGAGGAAAUCGCUCGACUGGUUGCAUGGGAAACGGCUUGCUGUAGACCUAUCGUAUUGGGUAGUCCAGCAGCAAACAGCUGUGGGUGGCCUCGUCCGAAAGCCUCACCUUCGUAUCCUCCUCUUUCGUGUUGUGAACCUCAUUUCUCGAGCAGGGGUUCUACCAGUGUUUGUUGUCGAUGGCACUUUUCCUCCAGAGAAGCUUGCUGUGCGCAUGGAGAGGUUGACCCUUAUGUCAACUUCAAACAUUCUGCCGAAUCCACAGGAAUUUGUGACAGGAGAAUCUAACAUCGCAUGCAAUAAUGGCUUUCAACGAAGAAUUGACGAAUGUGUGGAGCUUUUAGAACUGCUGGGAAUGCCGGUACUGCACGCAGCCUGGGAGGCAGAGGGAUUAUGUGCUGAACUUGAUCGCGAUGGUUUGGUGGAUGCUUGCGUAACUGCUGAUAGCGACGCCUUUUUGCAUGGAGCGAGAUGCGUCAUUAAAGUGUUGCAAAUGGAUUCGAAGGUUCCAAUUAUAGAGACAUAUGAUGCUGAAGAUAUCAAGACCAUUCUUGGUCUUGACAGGGAGCAUAUGAUUGCAUUAGCUCUAUUAAUGGGCUGUGAUUACAACAAGAAGGGAGUUGUGGGGAUUGGAUGCAAUCGAGCUAUACGACUUGUUCGCUCCGUUUCCAGUAAUAAGGUUUUUGAUAGAUUGAAAGAAUGGGGUGGAGGGGAACACACACCAGAUUGUCUUCUGGAUUUUGAAGACGACAAUAGUGAGGCGAAUGGGGAUCAAAAUGAUGAAGGCAAAAGUUCUUGCAGAAAACCUGAUUCCGUUAACACCUCAAUGUCAACGAAGAAAAGUCUACGUCAUUGUGGUAAUUGUGGGCACCUAGGUACCAGGCGAGAGCAUAUUGUAGCUGGCUGUACAUUUUGCAAGGGCGUUGCUGAUAGAACGGAGGCUACAGAGUGGGGUUGUUUGCAAAAAGAAAAGGGCUUCCAAUGCGCAUGUGAGGCUUGUGUAAAACAAUUUUGUAGUCAGCAAGACCAUGAUUUGAGCGGAAGUCUAAUGCAGAAAAAAAAGUCGAAAAAAAGUACACGACAGAAAAACUGGUGGGUUAAGUGUUGCGAUAAGAUGGCAAAGAGUGAUGGGUUUCCUAACGAGGACAUCAUUAAUAUUUUCUUGCGGCCUGGUUGUAGUAAUUUCGCAGGAGAAGGUUCACCCUCAUCUUUGAUUAAGUGGCGCAUCCCAAAGAUGGAGCUUCUGGAAGACUUCUUGCAUAUAAAUUUGCACUGGGACACCUCAUUUGUGCGCCAGCGCAUGCUCCCACUCCUCUCCACCAUUUGUCUCAAAGGAUUGGCAGCAAGAAAUCAGAGCGAGGCCAAGAUGUGGAAUGACUAUCCGUUUGAAAACACCAUCCUUGGGCGAUUCAUUCCUCACUCCAUUAAACGCAUUAAAGUGGAAAAAUCCAGAGAGUUUUACUUGUUACAAUGGACAAGUUUGGCGAGCUCAACAGGGUGCAACUGGCUUGGCAACCAGACCAAGAACAGCUCCCAGGAGCAGACGUCAGUUUCCUUGGGGAACUUGACAGAUCUUCUCCCAGACACAGAUUGUGAUAUUAACCAAACCGUAGAUGUGGAUACCAUUCCUAUAGAGGCCGAGCAAGGUAACGAUGAGGUUGUAUUUGCAACUGUUGAGGACAUAAACCUGGUGGAGGCCGCGUGUCCAGAGCUUGUGGAAGCAUUCGAACAAGAGCAGGCGGCGAAGGAAGUGGCGAAAGCAACAAGAAAAAGGACGAAACGUAAAGAAAGUGAGCAAGAGAGUAGUUCAAGCCAGCAAAGCAUCAAGGACUUCUUCAAAGUGAGGAAGGGAUCAAUCAUAACAACUCCUAGGAGCAAGUCCUCGUCUGAUGGUUCUGUCUCCUCUGAGCACUUCCCAAAACAUCCACUACCGACCGAUGGAUUAGCCUCACCCGCCCAAAUCAGACUUCCAGAUACCAAUGUCAAUGGGUUGCGGAGAAAUUUAUUUUUCUAACAACGCUCAAUAUUUUGAGGAUGCGAAAAACGUAGCCAGCGUACGUGUACAUGCCGAACUUACAGCUCUCACUGGGCCAAGAGAACAUUUUGAUAUCCAAGUAAAUACGCAGACAAGUACUUCAUUAGUACAUCAUCUCAGGGCUUCUUAAUUCGCCUUGGUCGGGUGGUUAAGGCGUAUGUUUGAUCAGGAAAUCGCCUACUACUGGAACCAUUUUUGAGGAUCUGCUCUAGACAUAAGACAACCUUAGUGAAAGACAACCUGCAGUGGAGCACUUUCAGCAAGGAGCUUACAUUGACAUCAGAGGAAGUGCCAGGUUCCAGAAACUUUCUUUCUCCUCGUUUAUUCUGAUUCCACUGUUUUCAAUAUGCAGAUGUAGUGGAGGAGCAGACUAAGGAAAUCACGUGGAGUCAAUUAGAAUUGUACAGAACUUUACACGUGUGUAACAUCGACACAGGAUAACUAAUUCUUUUUGAAGGUAUUGAGUGCUGCCUUGGACAGCAAAUUUGUAGAGGUUGUAACUCAUAACUGAAUUGGACAUACGAAGCAAAUGAUGCUUUGACCAACUUAUCCCCUGA